AGUAACGACGGUGCCUUGCACAUGGUAAGAGUAGAGAAGGGGACAAGGAGGUGGUGAGCUUUCGUUGGGUGGCAUUCAUAAAUUUGGAGAAUUCUACGCUACGGGCGAAAGCCGCAAUUCUCUCCGAAUGAUUGCUGCCCAUUGCGGGAACCACUCCCUUGUCGCUAUCGCCAUGUCUUUCUAUGCUUUCUUUCUUUAGCACUGAGAACUUCCCGCGGGGUAGGGACUUCUUCAGGCACUUUCGGAGGCUUUUGCGCACAGGAUUAGAGUUUUAUCCUAUCGAUUGAGAUUUUGAUACGCUACUACACGUUUGUUUCGGGCAUUCUUGCAUUUCUUUAAGAGAAGAGAGAGAGUGUGAGAGACCGUGGUGCUCGGGGCUAAGCUCCUCCACAAUCGCGAGCACCGGAGAUAAUGGCGUCUCAGAGACGUCGCCACCACUAUUACCAUCGCCUUCGCCUCCUCAUUCCCUUCAUCUCCGCUAUUUCCGGUGCCCUUCUCAUCCUAUUCGCUCUCCUAUCCUUUCUCGCUCCAUCCCCAGUGGAUUCCGACCACCUACGCCACCGCUCUUUCCUUAACGUACCAGAGGACGAUGCGGUUGGAAUUUCGGCAUCUCGUGUUCCGAGCGGCGGGGGAAAAUCGGAUCGUCAUAUUUGGAGUUCCAGAAAUUCCAAGUUCUACUAUGGUUGCAGCAAUGCCAGCAACAAUUUUCCAAAGGCUGAAGCUAUUACACAUCCCAAUCGAUUUUUGGCAAUAGCAACCAGUGGAGGUUUGAAUCAACAAAGAACUGGGAUUACAGAUGCUGUUGUUGCUGCCCGUAUAUUAAAUGCUACUCUUGUUGUUCCAAAGCUGGAUCAAAAGUCUUUCUGGAAGGAUUCCAGUAACUUUUCAGAGAUCUUUGAUGUUGAUUGGUUUAUAUCAUUUCUGUCAAAAGACAUUAAAAUUAUUCGACAACUACCUAGGAAGAGAGGGAAACUUAUGACUCCAUACACCAUGCGUGUCCCAAGGAAGUGCAGUGAAAGAUGUUAUCAAAAUCGUGUUUUGCCCGUUCUCUCAAAAAAGCAUGCUGUUCAGCUUACCAAGUUUGAUUACAGACUUGCAAACAAGUUGGCCACAGAUUUGCAGAAGUUGAGAUGCAGAGUUAACUACCAUGCUUUAAGAUUUACUGAUACAAUACUUGAUAUGGGUCAAAAAUUGGUUCAUCGGAUGAGGAUGAAAAGCAAGCAUUACAUCGCAUUGCACCUGAGGUUUGAACCUGAUAUGCUUGCAUUCUCAGGAUGUUAUUAUGGUGGUGGGGAAAAAGAAAGGAAAGAACUGGCUGCAAUACGAAGGAGGUGGAAAACUUUACAUAUCAGCAAUCCUGACAAGGAAAGGAGGCAUGGAAAAUGCCCGCUCACGCCAGAAGAAGUAGGCCUGAUGCUAAGAGCUUUGGGGUAUGGUAGUGAUGUCCAUAUUUAUGUGGCAUCUGGGGAAGUAUAUGGAGGGGAAGAGACAUUGGCACCCCUGAAAGCACUUUUCCCCAAUUUUCAUUCAAAAGAAACUAUAGCCUCCAAGGAGGAGUUGGAACCAUUUGCUUCAUUUUCUUCUCGCAUGGCUGCACUUGACUUCAUAGUGUGUGAUGAAAGUGAUGUAUUUGUUACCAACAACAACGGUAAUAUGGCUAGAAUAUUAGCUGGAAGAAGGAGAUAUUUUGGACACAAACCCACCAUUCGUCCAAAUGCUAAAAAGUUAUAUCGGCUGUUCUUGAGCAGAAGUAACAUGACUUGGGAUGUGUUUGCUUCUAGAGUUCGUACUUUUCAAAGAGGUUUUAUGGGGGAGCCAAAUGAAGUGAGGCCGGGCAGGGGUGAGUUUCAUGAGAACCCAUCUACAUGUGUAUGUGAAGAUUCCGAUGCCAAGGUGAAGAGAGAUUCCGGCCCUAGAAAAUAUGGCAAGGGUUAUAAUCCCACCAGAAAAGAUGCAGUUAUUGAUGAUCAAAAUGUUGACGAUGAGCCAGAAUGGCUUGACAUGGAUGAUGUUGAAGAUCAGAAUGACCCCCUAGAGAGAGGUCUGUUCAAUGGAACUGGUUUGGAUUAUGAUGGAGCAACCUCUGAUGAACCUGAGUUAGAAGAGAUUCUUUCUGACUAACAAAGCUGUUGGUAACAGAUUCUUGUAUAACAAAAUUGCCCCCCCUGGCGUCCCCCCCAUCAACAGUUUGCAUAUCUGACCAAGGGUGCAUAAAGGCCAUCCUGUACAUAAUUAAACCACUGGCAAAGAGAAAAGUGCUAGCCCACCUUUGUGACCAGCGCCAAAUGUUGGGUUCAUGACAGUGAGCCCUUAUAUAAAAAAGUUUGCCUUCAGGAGCACCCUAUACUUAACUCUUGGGUGGAUGGAUCUCUAGCGUUAAAGAUGGAGACGUACGUGAGCCUAAAAAAAAAAAGGUGGGGGGGAGGCAUACGAGGCGGAUGUGAGAGUUGGGAGAAUGGGGACUGGACUGAAGAUACUUUUUGAGGUUUUGCCUAGACAGACCAAUCUAUUGAACUGCUUAUUGCUUUUACCACGAAAUCGUUGUGUAUGCCAGCUCUUUUCACUCCCAAAAAGAUACAGUUGAUGUUAUUUCGGGUUCCUCUUUUUCGUUUUUGGUCUUAUAUCUUCUCAGGUGAUGGAAAA
Juglans regia (Persian walnut) is the source of this 2643-nucleotide messenger RNA. Its product is annotated as O-fucosyltransferase 16. Lineage: Eukaryota; Viridiplantae; Streptophyta; Magnoliopsida; Fagales; Juglandaceae. The record is from RefSeq and is a predicted model, not a curated record. The transcript has 10 exons. The coding region runs from base 412 to 2121 and encodes 569 amino acids.